AUAUAUAUAUACCCGGUCACUGCCUGAGCUCUGAUUGAAGGUCGGGGUCCGGUCUGAGUACACAGCAAGCCGAGCGACAUUCGUGUCUGCAUCCUUCACAUAUUUUGAACGACAUUUACCUGCUCUGGUGAGGUCGUCUACAGGUGUACGACCCCGUAUUGCCGACGAUGGGGCAGAGAGAUGAGCCACUGAAAGCCAGCUUCAUGCAGACUGUGUGUCGCCACCGGUUGUGCCUGCCCCUGGUGUUCUUGGGCAUGGCCGCCGGAAUCGUCACCACCGUGCCCGUGGUGUUGUUGUCGAAGUCAGUGAGAGAUAUCUUCCCACCGCAGAUGAAGUGGUGGCAGACGACAGUCCUCUAUCAAAUCUACCCGCGGUCCUUCAAAGAUUCUAACGGUGAUGGGAUAGGUGACCUUCAGGGUAUCACAUCCAAGCUCGACUAUUUGGCUUCCAUUAACGUCAAGGCCAUCUGGAUCAGUCCCUUCUACCCAUCCCCGAUGUUGGACUUUGGCUACGACAUCAGCAACUACACGGAUGUUGACCCUGUCUUCGGCAACCUGACAGAUUUCAACGAGCUUGUGAAGAAAGCUCACUCGUUAGGAAUCCGCGUAGUCAUAGAUUUUGUGCCUGGACACACAAGUUCUAAACAUCCCUGGUUCCAAAACAGUGCAAAGAAAAUAGAGCCCUACACAGAUUACUACAUCUGGGCCAAUGGCACCCAGCUACAGAACGGCACACGGAUGCCUCCCAGCAACUGGGUAAGCGUGUUCGAAGGGUCUGCCUGGACGUGGAACAAUGAAAGACAACAGUAUUAUUAUCACGCAUUCCUGCCCGAACAGCCGACACUCAACUACAGAAGCCCGAAAGUCGUGCAAGAAAUGAAGGACACCAUCAGGUUUUGGCUUGACCAGGGUGUCGACGGCAUCCGAGCGGACGCAGUGGCUCACAUCAUGGUGUACAGUGAUUAUUAUCGUGACCAGCUGCUCAGCAAUGUCCCGGGAGCCCAGCCGUACCAAAGAAGUUACUACAUUACAAACCUCACGGACAAUCAGCCAGAGCUGCAUACUGUGGUCAAAGGGUGGCGAGAUGUCCUGAACUCCUACGAAGAUUCUAAGGAUGAUGAUACAGACACGUCGAAGGCGCUGAUUGUCGAAGUCUAUGCACCACCAGAAAUUCGCAACAUUUACUUCGACGAUGGCGCCGACAUGCCUUUCAACUUUGACCUUUUAACAGCUUUGAACUCAAGCAAAUUUUGCGACGCCCUCUGCAUUCGAAACGUUGUUCAGAAUGAGUACGACACCCUGCCUGGCGGCAAGUGGGCUAACUUCGUGGUGUCAAACCACGACAACCACCGAGCGAGCACGAGGAGGGGCGCGCGCGACAUCGACGCCAUGCUGGUGUUGUUGCUGACUCUGCGGGGGACGCCGACGAUUUACUACGGCGAGGAGAUCGGGAUGGAGGACGUCCCCGUCUCCUACAACGAAACGCAGGACCCGCCGGCUCAGAGACUCGGUCCGGCCCGGUAUAUGGAGAUAUCACGUGAUCCGGAACGCUCGCCGAUGCAGUGGGACUCGAGCCCCAACGCCGGCUUCACCAACGACACAGUGCGACCUUGGCUACCUGUGGCAUCGGAUCAUUCACAGGUCAACGUGAAGAGUCAGAAUGCCUCUGCCAAUGCAACAACUCUAAAAAUGUUUAGGGAGUUGGCCUUUUUGCGGGAAGAGCCGUCUCUGCGAUACGGUUUGCUAACAUUUUGUAAAGUAACUCCCAACAUCCUCUCGUACCUGCGUGCCGCCCACGAGAUGACCAACUACCUGGUGGUCAUCAACUUCGGAAACGAGACUGUCACAGAAAAUCUGUCUGGCGAUCCAGUGAACAAAGGUCUGGGUCGAAUUAAAGUUUCAUCAACAGCAGCUGCUAACGAGGGAAGGUUUGUGACUGACCGUACAGUGCAGCUGUCAGCCUUGACCCUAAAGCCAGGGGAUGCUGUGGUCCUGGAGUUAUAAUCAAACUUAAAUGGUCACAACCUUUUAUUUACAAUACUGUUCUAAAAUUUAAAUCCAUUUCUUUAUGUCUAAAAUAAAGCGUUUAUACUUAAAUGCAUCAUAAUGAAUCAAGUGUUUUAUAACAAGUGUGGUUGUGACAUGUACCCAGAAACUAUUGACCACAUUAUUUUCAAAAUUGGAGACUUAAGCAGGGGAAGGACGUUGAAAUAGAAUUGUCUUAGCUCAAAAGCAGGCUGAAAGAAUAACUGUUUCUCGAAUUACUGAUGUAGUUCAUCAUGAUGCAUUCAUUCACUGUGAGAAAUCCUCUCUCUCUCUUACUCUCAUCUUCCUUCUCUACCUUACUCAUACACAUACACGUCUGCGCACAUGCACUUAGAUAAGUACGAUUUGGGUCAUUAACUAUAUAUAUAUCAGUAACUUAGCUACACACAAAUAUAUUCAGUGUGCAUUUGUUAAAAUAUUUACAGCUGAAUAUGUUUAUACACUAUAUUUUAUAACUAUUGUAAAAUGUAUGAACUUUCUUGUUACCUUGUGAUAAAGACUAGGUUUUUUUAACAGCUUAGUUAUUCUAAUCAUUUUGAUGAUUUUUUUUUCUUCUCUCACAUCCGGUAAACAAGAUGAAUUAGAACAGACUAGGGUUAAGAAUGUCUGUCUUGUUUUACAAACAGCGACAACGCUUCGUGUACAAGUCUGAUGGUUUAUGCAAGAGCAUUGUGAUGUAUCAGAUACUUAUGUAGUAUUCGAAAUCAUUCCAUGUGACUAAUUUACAAAUAAGUACACAAGGUUUUAUACUUUCACAUUUAGCAAAUUAGCCACAAAUGUAUUAAAACAAUAACUUCGUGGAA
Messenger RNA from Pomacea canaliculata, 2848 nucleotides. RefSeq names its product maltase A3-like. The coding region runs from base 168 to 2003 and encodes 611 amino acids. NCBI's taxonomy places the organism in Eukaryota, Metazoa, Mollusca, Gastropoda, Architaenioglossa, Ampullariidae. The transcript is spliced from 10 exons. Gene Ontology annotation, biological process: carbohydrate metabolic process. The record is from RefSeq and is a predicted model, not a curated record.